Molecule: messenger RNA, 309 nt
Organism: Haemonchus placei
Lineage: Eukaryota; Metazoa; Nematoda; Chromadorea; Rhabditida; Trichostrongylidae
Source: the annotation of a GenBank genome assembly
AUGGAAAGGUCUCGUACAUCUUCUGAUACUAUGACGUUAGAAUUCUCAGUGCACCCGUCCACGUCGAAGUGCAAUGUGGCCGUCGGUGUUGCCGUCGGUGUGACGUCGGAAAUCGUGAUGUCGUGCUGUCGCCAGAAAGUUCGUUAUCGUCGUUGGUGUUCUCGCCAUAUCGCAUUACUCUGGCCAGAAUAUCUCGGUCCUCGUCGUUGGCUUUUGUCGUCGUCAAUGAAAGCCGGCCCGUCUGUGACCGCCAGCCCCCGUGUGUUCGAGGAGUGUGCAGCAUUUCUCCGGGCUGGCAUCAAUGUUUAA